AUGUCGGACACCUCAGACCUGCUCGUGUCGCAGCAGUUGACCAGCCCGUGGGGCCGGCGCUGUGCGAAGCGUGCCUCGGCCGCUGCAGUCGCGCGCGCGGCGAUCGCAGCGCCCCGCGCCGCCGUGGCGGGAACCGGAACCGGCGCUUCCGACGCAGCUUGCGCCGUCUCCACCGGCGCGUCGACUGCCUCCUCGAAGACAUCCGCCGCCUCCGCCGCCGCCUCCAGUUCGUCAACCGCCUCCGCCAUCGCCGUCGCCGUCAACGACGCCGGCGCCGGCGGGAAAAUCGGGCGCGAAGACGCCGCAGUGAAGAGUAGUGGGUGGGGCUUAAAACUUGCUGGUGUUGCAGUAGCUGACCAGUCCGUGGAUGAGGCGCAGUGCGAGACAUGCCGCUACCGCUGCAGUCGCACACGUAGCGAAGACAGCGCCCCUCGCGGCGGUGACGGGAACCAGCGCAUCAAGCGCACUGUGCGACGUCUCCACCGGCGCAUCGACUACCUCCUCGGCGACAUCCGCCGUCUCCGCCGCCGCCUCAGGAACAUGCACCGCCUCCGCCAACGGCUUCAGAUCAUCCGCAGCGAACAACGCUACUGGCGCCAACACCACUGGCGCCAGCGCCAGCGCUGGCGGGAGAAUCAGAUGCGGGGUUGGCGCUGGGAGGAGUAG
Schistocerca piceifrons (Central American locust) is the source of this 666-nucleotide messenger RNA. RefSeq lists its product as uncharacterized. The record is from RefSeq and is a predicted model, not a curated record. NCBI's taxonomy places the organism in Eukaryota, Metazoa, Arthropoda, Insecta, Orthoptera, Acrididae. The transcript is spliced from 2 exons. The coding region runs from base 1 to 666 and encodes 221 amino acids.